UUGUGCCAAAAGGCCCCCAAGAAAGCCAAGAAGAGAUCAGCAGAGGGAGCCAACUCCAAUGUGUUCUCCAUGUUUGAACAGGCCCAGAUCCAGGAAUUCAAAGAGGCCUUCACCAUCAUGGACCAGAACAGAGACGGCUUCAUCGACAAGAACGACCUGAGAGACACGUUUGCUGCUCUAGGACGUCUCAAUGUAAAACAGGAAGAGAUCGAUGAGAUGCUCAAAGAGGCUCCUGGCCCCAUCAACUUCACCGUCUUCCUCACCAUGUUCGGCGAGAAGCUGAAAGGUGCUGAUCCCGAGGAAACCAUCCUCAACGCAUUUAAAGUCUUUGACCCUGAGGCGAAGGGUGUGCUGAGGAAGGAUUAUGUGACACAGAUGCUAACGACACAAGCCGACAGAUUCACCCCUGAAGAGAUGGAGCAGAUGUUCGCUGCCUUCCCUCCAGACGUGGCAGGAAACCUGGACUACAAGAACCUGGUUCACAUCAUCACCCAUGGAGAGGAAAAGGACCAGGAGUGA
Molecule: messenger RNA, 519 nt
Organism: Limanda limanda (common dab)
Lineage: Eukaryota; Metazoa; Chordata; Actinopteri; Pleuronectiformes; Pleuronectidae
Product: myosin regulatory light chain 2, ventricular/cardiac muscle isoform
Exons: 6
Coding region: 70-519 (149 amino acids)
Biological process (GO): cardiac muscle contraction; heart development; muscle cell fate specification
Cellular component (GO): myofibril; cytoplasm
Molecular function (GO): calcium ion binding
Source: RefSeq, a predicted model, not a curated record